Messenger RNA from Maudiozyma barnettii, 1671 nucleotides. It is a transcript of the gene MDM38, whose product is annotated as ribosome-binding protein MDM38. Gene Ontology annotation, biological process: intracellular monoatomic cation homeostasis. The record is from RefSeq and is a predicted model, not a curated record. Lineage: Eukaryota; Fungi; Ascomycota; Saccharomycetes; Saccharomycetales; Saccharomycetaceae. The transcript has a single exon. Bases 1 to 1671 code for a protein of 556 amino acids. Gene Ontology annotation, molecular function: ribosome binding. Gene Ontology annotation, cellular component: mitochondrial inner membrane.
AUGAGCGCUGCUUCCAAGAUGACCAUGGUUUGUAGGCCGUCUACUCGUGUAUCGUCAAUGUUAUUCAUGAGACCUUUUGUUGCUAAUAACUACAACACUUUGCAACCGUUAAUAUCAUUCAAUAGGUAUACGAAAUCAAGAUUGUAUUAUUCCACUAAAUCAUCAACUGACAAAUCUACAGUUAAGAAGAACGAUAAAGCUAAAGUUAAAGAACCUUUAAUGGUUAGAAUCAAACAUGAAGUGAACCAUUACGUGAAUGGGACGAAAUUGUUAGGUUAUGAGAUUAAGAUAUCUACGAAACUAUUAGUUAAAUUAGUACAAGGUUAUGAAUUAUCAAGACGUGAAUCUAAUCAAUUAAGAAGAACCAUGGGUGAUGUAUUCCGUUUAGUUCCAUUUUCUGCGUUUGUUAUUGUUCCAUUUGCAGAAUUAUUAUUACCUAUCGCAUUAAAGAUUUUCCCAAAUUUAUUGCCAUCAACCUAUGAAUCUGGUUCACAAAAGGAACAAAAACGUCAUAAAUUAAUUGAAAUUAGACAAAAGACUUCAAAUUUGAUCCAUGAUACUUUGGAAGAGAGUCAAUUAGUUGCAUAUAAUUCCAUUGAUUCCUCUGAGAAUAAACGUGCUUUUUAUGAUUUUUUCAAGAAAAUAUAUGAUAAUGACUCUAAGGAGAUUUAUUUCACUCAUGAUGAGAUUAAGACUGUUGCAUGUCUAUUUAAGAAUGAUACGGUGUUAGAUAAUUUAUCUAGACCACAACUAAUGGCCAUGGCGAAGUUUAUGUCGUUAAGACCGUUUGGUAGUGAUAAUAUUCUAAGAUAUCAAAUUCGUUAUCAAUUGAAAAACAUUAUUAAUGAUGAUAAAGUGAUUGAUUAUGAAGGGAUCUCCAGUUUAACUCAAGAAGAAUUGUAUCAAGCGUGUGUCUCACGUGGGUUGAAAGCAUAUGGUGUUCCACCUGAGGAAUUAAAGGAUAGUUUACGUAUUUGGUUAGAAUUAAGACUUAGAGAGAAGAUUCCAAGUGUUUUGAUGGUAUUAAGUUCCACAUUUACAUUUGGUGGUUUAGGUGAUGGUAAACUUGUUGAAGGUUCUCAUUUAAGAGUGAAGAAUGAAAGAGAUAAUAGCAAUUCGUUGAAGAAUUCUAAGUAUGAGAAUCUUUUAGAUUUAUAUUAUGAUGGUAUCUUACAUGUGCUAAGUUCAAUUCCUGAUCCUGUAUAUAAUGUUGCUAAAUUAGAUGUUGCCGAGGCAAAGAAUGUUGAACAACCGGAAUUGAAACUUGCUGAACAAAUGAAGAAGAUUGAACAAGAGAAAAUCAUCAUGGCAGAGAAGAAAGAAAGUAGUACUGCUACUAUUGUCAACGAAAAGGAUACAGUUAUUGUUCCAAAAUCUAAGACUAAGAAGGCUAUUGUUCCAGAGGUCAAGACCGAGACCGAAACUAAAACUGAGACUGAGACCGAAAAGAAACCAGCAGAGAAGAAACCUAACAGUGAUACGAAUGAGUUGAAGUUACAAGUGCUGAAGGAACAAGAAGAGUUGAUCAAACAAGAAGCAGAAGACGCUAAGAAGAGGGCCACAAAGGAAGAACCUGUUGCGGACAAUAUCUCAUUGGAUAAAGACGAUACACCAACAGUACCACCUGUGCCAUUAGAUCAAGCUGCUAAGAACGCCAUCGCCAAGAAAUAA